AUGAACAACGAAAAAUUAAUUGAACUCGUAAGAACGCAUAACGAACUAUAUGACUUGAGUCAUUCAAAAUAUAGUGACAGUACAUGUAAGGAUAAAAUUUGGAAAAGUAUUGCUGAUGAACUAAAUCAAACCACUAUUGCAUGCAAAAAUCGAUGGAACAAUUUAAGAAGAUUUCUAUUUUUUAAUAGGAGAGCAAUAAAACGAAACAAAACCACAUCAGGACAAGCUGCACCAAAAAAAAUUAAGAAAUAUAAAUAUGAAGAUAACUUGCAGUUUUUACAAGAGUUUUUACAAGAACGAGACACUAUUACAAAUUUAUCAUGUAAUCUUAGUGACAGUUCUAAAGAAGAUAGAAACACAGAAGAAAUACAUGAUGCCCUAAACGAUACUUCUAUGAACAAUGACAAUUUAGAAACAAAUCAAAGUGUUAAUGAUAACAUUUGGAAAAAACAAAAUACAAUAAAAAAGAAACAAAGCUUGACUACUGGAAGUUGCCAACAACCAGAAACAGCUUCUACAAGUCUUAUGAAAUACUUAUUGUAG
This is a messenger RNA of Macrosiphum euphorbiae (potato aphid), 543 nucleotides long. The record is from the annotation of a GenBank genome assembly. NCBI's taxonomy places the organism in Eukaryota, Metazoa, Arthropoda, Insecta, Hemiptera, Aphididae.